This is a messenger RNA of Talaromyces amestolkiae, 1377 nucleotides long. RefSeq lists its product as uncharacterized. The transcript has a single exon. NCBI's taxonomy places the organism in Eukaryota, Fungi, Ascomycota, Eurotiomycetes, Eurotiales, Trichocomaceae. Bases 1 to 1377 code for a protein of 458 amino acids. The record is from RefSeq and is a predicted model, not a curated record.
AUGUUCAUUUUCUCUACAACGCGGGAUAGUACUUGGGUUUCGAUUUUACUUUUCACAUUCUACUUGUUACUGCCAACAAUUCUUGCUCAGCCGGUUGCUACCGGUGGAUCUUCUAUUACCGUCACACGGCGCUCCGAAGAUUCGGAUAAGUCGAGUCAAUUACCUAUUCAAAUAGGCGGUAUUGCAGCCAGCUACGUGAUCUUUGAUGCUAUAGUCGUCUUUCUUCUGCUCUUUGUAGGAAGACGACUCCGCCGAGCAGCUCAUACAUCCAACUACUCCCUUGACAUGGUAAUGCUGCAACCUUUCAGCAACCCAUUCGCCAACAGCACCGAUCCAAGCCCUAUUUCCGGUUACUCAGUUGACACCCAGUUCCCGAGUCCUGUCAAACCACGCGGCUGGAAUAUGUCGUGGACAAGUGUGACGAAGGGCCACAAAGCCCAGAGCUCGAUGAACAGCAGUGUUGCUACUGUUGACGAGGAUGUCGUGACUGCAGACCGACGACGAGCGCAAGAGGAGAUGGAAUUUUUGUAUGCGGCGGUCAUGGAACAUGAUGCCAAAAAGGCGUCUGCUCAUACCUCGCCUGUGAUUGAGAAUCAGCCAUUGACUCCAAUUGCUACUCCCCUGACCUCGCCACGAUUUGCGGAUCCAAACACUGCCAAUCAGUAUCCUUCCUUCCCACUACAGCCUACAGUCGUCCAGGCACCCUUAUCUCCCCGACAGGGAAGCAUAUCAACCAACAAAUCCCGAACAAGUCAACGACUCUCCAGACUUUCAAACUUAUCAAUUUUCAGUCCCGUACGCUCAUCCUCUAAUUCUAACAAGCUGAAAUCGCCACGCUCUGUCCGCGAGCUCCCCAUUUCACCACCCUUGAAAUCACCCGAUCCAGCAGAAACAGCCGCCAUAACAGCUACAGCAGCCACAUUCCAAGACAGCGCACCACCAAUGUCACCACGAAUCUACAACCCGGGUCCUCCACCCACAGCACCUUUGCCAGGUUCCAACUCCAUGCAAACACCUCGAGGAUUCAUGCUCCAACCCAUCAGCACACCAAACAGCAUGCGUGCCAAUGCUCCUGCGCCGCUGAGUAUCAACAGCAGCAACUCCACCCUUCCAUUCCGGCAACAGUUCAAUCCUCCCAUGAGUGCACCGCCUACAAAGACCACCAUCUUGGAAAGACCGGUCCAUGCCCCCGGUGGACCGCGCACCGGUAUGCCUACACCAUACAGUCCGUACAUGCCCUUUACGCCUGUCACGCCUAUGACGCCGAGUCGGCUCGUGACGAAACGGGAUCGGAAACGUCUUGAUAAGUCGAAUGGUCUGAAGGUGUUGCACGAGGAUGAUAUGGUGAAGAAUGAUGAUGAUUUAUGGGGGAUGUAA